CUCUGAGGACAAGCCUCUGAGGAACCUCCCCUCCACUCAAUUCAGCCUAGCAUCAUCUCCCUCCCAACCCAACCAGUCUUAUAUGCCGCUUGUGCUCUUCUCGUUCGAUCGUUGGUGAUGGUUCAAAUCAAACGCCGUGCCCUCCGCAUCGCGUUGCAUCUCCAGCAACCCGAUAGACUACCUCCAUCAUCGUCCUCUUCUUCUUCUCCGUUCCUUCUGACUGCACCGUUUGUGUCCGCUAAGCUGGGGGAUACCAUCGGCGCGCUGUACGGAAUAGAGGGCCUUGCCUCGUUCUCCGCGGUCGACGUGGUGUUCAUCGAGCGUAACAGUGUUACCACUCGCUUCAUCGUGCGCUGUCCCCGCUCGUUCCUCCCUUCUAUGCGCACGGCCAUCGCUGCCAUUCGUUCCAUCCAGGAUUGCCCCGUCGCUGCAGCCAUCGAGCACGUGUCAGGGGGCUGGGAAGGAAAACGAGAGUUGAGCAAGACCGCUUGAGACCAUCAAUAAGGUGUUCGUCUGUUCGAGCGGUAUUAUUCGCAUCCAGGUUACAUUGCUGAGAUAUUAUUUAAUUGGAAAUGCACACACACCAUCCUAAAACGGUAACCAUAUUCUGUUGCAAACAUAG
Closterium sp. NIES-67 is the source of this 622-nucleotide messenger RNA. The record is from the annotation of a GenBank genome assembly. Lineage: Eukaryota; Viridiplantae; Streptophyta; Zygnematophyceae; Desmidiales; Closteriaceae.